This is a messenger RNA of Catharus ustulatus (Swainson's thrush), 621 nucleotides long. RefSeq lists its product as uncharacterized. Lineage: Eukaryota; Metazoa; Chordata; Aves; Passeriformes; Turdidae. The record is from RefSeq and is a predicted model, not a curated record.
AUGUCCCAUCGUUUCUUCAUCCGCUUUUAUCAAAGGGCUGAAAACGAGCCAGCAGUGAGCCCAGGUGGCCAAGAAGGCAAUGGCAUCCUGGCCUGUAUCAACAAGUGUGGCCAGCUGGACCAGGGCAGUGACUGUGCCCCUGUAUUCAGCAUUGGUGAUGGCGCUCUUCAAAUCCUGUGUGCAGCUGGGCCCCUCACUGCAAGGAAGACAUUGAGGAUGGAGCUAAUCCAGAGAAGAGCAGCAGAGCUGGGGAAGGGUCUGGAUCACAGGUCUUGUGAGGAGCGGCUGAGAGAGCUGGGACUGGUUAGCCUGGGUGAAAGGAGGCUCACGGGUGACUUUAUGAUACAGGACCUGACAGGACAUUGUAGCAAGGUGGGAGUAAGUCUCUUCUCCCAGGCAACCGGUGACAGGGUAAGAGGAAAUGGCCUCAAACUACUCCAGGGGAGGUUCAGGUUAUCUUUCUUCACUGAAAGGGUUGUGAAUCAUCACAAUGGACUACCCGGGACAGGGGUGGGGUCACCAUCCCUGGAAGCAUUCAAGAAGUUGAAUAGCCCAUUUAUAGGAGAACCUUAUAAGGGGAUUCAGUUCAAGGUGUGCUUUACCCAGAGGAAGACUCUUUAA